Molecule: messenger RNA, 11983 nt
Organism: Stomoxys calcitrans (stable fly)
Lineage: Eukaryota; Metazoa; Arthropoda; Insecta; Diptera; Muscidae
Gene: Myo95E
Product: unconventional myosin-Ib
Exons: 16
Coding region: 225-4193 (1322 amino acids)
Biological process (GO): actin filament organization; vesicle transport along actin filament
Cellular component (GO): plasma membrane; cytoplasm; microvillus
Molecular function (GO): microfilament motor activity; actin filament binding; ATP binding
Source: RefSeq, a predicted model, not a curated record
AUUAAUUUUUUUAAAUUUAAAUUAAUUUGUUGUUAAAAAGAAAAGCGAACAAUAUACCAAUUACCUAAAUGUUUUAGUAAUCGGGAAUGUCUGCAAUCGUUCUCAAAGAACAAUCCUUUUUCAAAGAGCAUCGUGUUAUUAUUCCUUAAAUUAGGCCUGUGAAAAUCAUACUUUGUAUCUUGUAAGCCUUAUAUUAUUACUGCAAAGUUCAUUAUUUUUCUACUAUGGAACAAGAAAUUGGAACCUGGGAUUCUGUGCUCUUGGAAAAUCUUUCUGAAGACAACUUCAUUAAUAAUAUUCAUCUACGUUACAAACGUGAUCUCAUAUAUACCUACAUAGGCACAUCGGUCGUGGCCGUUAAUCCAUAUCAUCACAUAUCAGAAAAUUCAUUGGACUUAAUACACAAUUAUGGUAGCAAAGGCAUUUUUCAAUUGCCUCCACACAUAUAUGGUCUUGCUAAUUUAUCCUUUCAAUCUCUCAAGGAUAAAAGUGAGGAUCAAUGCAUUAUAAUUGCAGGUGAAAGUGGUUCCGGUAAAACAGAAUCAUUUAAGAUGAUUGUCAAUUUUCUAACACAUAUACAAGAAAAAUCCAAAAAAUAUUCAUCGCUUUGCAAACAAUCGUCGCUUAGCUCAGGUUGUGCAUCGUCUACAUCUAGUACUGCCCACAAGCAUCGUCGUACCUCAAGUUCGUGUUCGGUGGGAGGUCUUGCCACAAAUUAUAUGUUAAGCAAAAAUUCUGGUGCCACUUCCAGUUUAAAUUCAUGUCAUGCUAUGCAUCAGCAGCAAAGACGCCAAUCUCCAUCACCCGGCGCAACAACGAAAUACUGUGAUGUGGGUGUGCAGCAUCGAGCUCGUGCUGAAAGCUCGGAACGUGGAAAACGUACCAUGAGAGAGAAAAUGGUUGAUUUUGAUUUUUCCCAUCACAAAAGUACGGAAAAUUUAACAACCUUAGAUAGUUCCACAUACACCACUGCACCCCUGCAUUGUGGUGCAAUGACAACAUCAUUCGGCCUAACUCUAUCGCCUCAUCCAACCAAAUCUUGUUUUAAACACCAACAAUCUCCUCAGUUGGCUUAUAGCACCACAGGAGCGGGUUCAUCAAAAUCCUCAUCCAACAUGUAUUUAGCUAGAAGCACAUCGCCCAAAUAUUUCUCAUCCCCCAACGGCUGUCGGCAAUGUGGUCAUAGUAAGUGCACCAGAGCUGUUGUUCAGAGUUUCGACAAAGACGAUGGCGAUAUAAGCAUCUCAUCUCAGCCAGGAACUUCUACGUGUCACCCCGUGCACUUACAAAAGCGUGGUAGUUGUUCUAAUUUGGCAAGACAAACAUCUAUGGACUGCCACAUGCGGGAGGAGCGCUCAAAUAUAUCCGGUUCAAUGCAGCGUAUAUCCCUAUACGAUGCUCAUAAGUUAAGUCAAACGUCAUUAAAUGCACAAAAGUUAUAUCAAUCAUCGCCGGCUACGCCUAGGAAAUAUAAAAAUCCAAUGAAACGUUUAAGGGAAUGCGUUUCUUUUGCUGACGUUUUCUUGGAGGCCAUGGGGAAUGCAGUAACGCUAAAAAAUAAUAAUUCUAGUCGUUAUGGGAAAUUAUUCGACAUUGAAAUAGACUAUAAAGGGGAUCCCAUUGGGGUUCAUAUAACACACUAUAUGUUGGAAAAGACUCGUGUUACCGAUGUAUCCCUGGGGGAAAGAAAUUUUCACAUUUUUUAUCAAUUAUUAUCUGGAGGCGAUUUACAAUUACUAAAAUCUUUGAAGUUGUAUCGUAAUGUUGAAAAAUAUGAGAUUUUAAGAAACACAUCUGCCUUGGAAGAAGAUCGCACUAACUUUCACUACACCAGGAAAUCUUUGGAUGUUCUUGGUCUAUCAUGCGAUGAAACACAUUCAAUUUUUCGUAUUAUUGCUGUGGUAUUAAAGUUAGGUAAUUUUAUAUUUGUACCCAUUACGAAUAUAGACGGUACCGAAGGCUGUCAAAUAUCAAAUAUUUACGAAGUACAAGAAACAGCCCAUUUGCUUAAUUUGGAAGCUCAAAUUUUAAUAAAUUGCCUUACAAGAGCAUGCAGCUCAAACAGCAGUUUUGAAGAUGUUGGAUGCGAAUUGGAUGCCCGCCAGGCCUCAGUUGUACGUAAUACCUUGUGUCGCACACUUUACUCAAGACUCUUCACCUGGCUGGUGAACAAAAUUAACGAUAGUCUCAAGUCAACGCAGCGAGAAAAGAAUUUAGCUUUAUUGGAUUUUUAUGGUUUCGAAGUUUUGGAGAAUAACUCAUUCGAGCAAUUUGCAAUAAAUUAUAGCGCCGAGAAAAUCCAUCAAAAUUUUGUUCAUAAUAUGCUAAGAGUUGAGCAGGAGCUGUACGUGCGUGAAGGUCUGGAAUGGUCACGAAUCGAUUAUUUUGACAACGAGUCUAUAUGCGAACUCAUCGAUAAACCUAACUAUGGUAUUUUAAGUUUAAUCAACGAACCGCAUCUGACUACAAACGAUGCGCUGUUGACACGCAUCCAGCAAUGCUGUGCAGGUCAUCCAUGUUUUAUGAUAGCUCAACCAAACUCAAUGACAUUUCGAAUACGCCAUUACGCGAAUGUUGUUCAGUAUUCUGUGCAGCGAUUCUUGGAGAAGAACUCCGAUGUGCUGCCAAAGUACUUAAGUUCAGGCUUAUAUCAAAGUAAACUGCCACUUGUACAAAGUCUCUUUCCCGAAGGGAACCCUCGUAGACAAACCAAUAAGAAACCCACCACUUUAAGUUCCAAUAUACGCACUCAGCUACAUACGUUACUAGCCAUCAUUAAGCCACGUUGUUCCCGCUAUGUGUUCUGCAUAAAACCAAAUGAAUGUCGCCAGUCGAGAACAUUUGAUAUGGCCUUGGUCCAACAUCAGGUCCGUUAUAUGUCCCUAAUGCCUUUGGUAUAUCUCUGUCGUCAAGGUCAUUGUUUUCACAUGCUCCAUGCUAAAUUCUUUCUACGUUAUAAACUCUUAAGCGCUAAAACAUGGCCCCAUUAUCGUGGUGGAACAUGUGUGGAGGGCAUUGCUCUCAUCAUACGUAAUCUGCCAUUACCAUCCGCUGAAUUUACCAUAGGCACAAAGAAUGUGUUUGUGCGCAGCCCCCGAACCGUUUACGAAUUGGAACAGUUUCGCAAAGGCCGCAUGCAUGAUUUGGCAACGCUUAUACAGACAACAUUUCGUAUGCAUAGGGAGAGGAGUAAAUUUUUACGCAUGCGUACAGGGCAGAUUGUUAUAGCGCGAAACUGGAGAACAUGGAAGGUAUGCAACAAUACACUGUUUUUUAGAAUAAUGCAAAAUUAUUUAAACAAAAACUUUAUCUUGCAGAAUCGCCAACAAUUUCGCACUGUGAAAUACAAGCGAAGAGGCAAUUGGGCUGUUGAUGUUAUAACCCGGGCAUACAUUCAAUUCAAAACUCGCCAAUAUUUGCUCACAAUACCUCAUAAGUUACCACCAAAUACUUUAAGCCCCCUUUCAAUGGAUUGGCCAGUUGCACCGUCAUUUGUGGCGGAAACUUCAAGGCUACUGCGUGCCAUUUAUCAUCGUUGGAAGUGCUACUUGUAUCGCAGUUCCUUUGAUCAAACAUCGAGAAAUCGCAUGCGUGAAAAAGUUACAGCCAGUAUUAUAUUUAAAGAUCGUAAAGCAUCCUAUCCUCGAAGUGUUGCUCACCCCUUUAUUGGAGACUAUGUGCGCCUAAGACCAAAUGCAAUGUGGAAGAGAAUAUGCACGGAAACAAAUGAUCAGUACGUUGUAUUUGCUGACAUUAUAAAUAAAAUUACCAGGUCAAGUGGAAAGAUUGUGCCUAUUUUAUUGGUCAUAUCAACAUCAUCAUUGCUAUUAUUGGACCAAAGAACAUUGCAAAUUAAAUACAGAGUUCCAGCCGCGGAGAUUUAUCGUAUGUCCUUAAGUCCCUAUUUAGAUGAUAUUGCUGUUUUCCAUGUAAGAGCGUCCGAAUUUGGUCGUAAAAAAGGUGAUAUUGUCGUUCAGGCUGCGCAUAUUAUAGAAAUAGUAACCAAAAUGUUUUUGGUUAUACAGAAUGCUACAGGAAAACCACCGGAAAUACACAUAAGUACAGACUUUGAAGCAAAUUUUGGCCAACAAACGGUUAUAUUCAAUUUUAAAUAUGGUGGCUUAUCAUCAGAUAUUUCCCAAGGACCACCAAAGGUAACAAGAAAAGCAAAUCGUAUGGAAAUAAUUGUAUGAUCCGCAACAAAAACCUAUCGCUGGACAUCAUUGACAUUUCUAAAUGCCUUUGAGCUGGACGCACUGGCAGAUUAAAAUUUAUGUGCAUUCAUCUCUCCCAAUAUCAUUUGGAUACGAAGUAAAAAAAAAAAAACGAAAUCACCUACAACUAAUUCACGAAAUCAAUUUCAAUCUAGCUCCUACAGCCAACACACACAACACUGACAAUCAUUGAAGGUUAUGUUGUUCAUUUAAUAGUAUAUUGAAACAUAUUGCUUCAAUUUUCCUUAAUUAUUUUUUUUUUUUUUGAACUAAUUUGAUAACGAAUACUACGAAUUCUUUAAAAUUUAGUCUUAUUAAAUUACAAAAAAAAAAUUAUAAAAACACAUCGAUAAAGUAUUAAAAAAAUUCAUAUUCUCCACCACAAACAUGACCACCAAAAAUGAAAACUUAUACAUAUUGUAUAUUACAAAUUAGGUUUUUAGUUUAAUUUAAUUUUAAUAAUUAUUAAAAACUCAUUUAAUAAGUUAUGAUAUUAAGAAUAAUGAGAACAAAUGGUUAGUUAAUUGUUAAUUCAUGGCAAACAAAUUUUUAUCUAAACGAAAGAAAACAGAAAACGAAAUAGCAUUUAUUAAAAUCCCCCUAUACUCAGCUUCAACGCAAAAAAAAUUAAAAAAUUAAAAAAAAAAAAUACAAAGAUUUUCUUUUCUCUUUAAUCGGUUUCACAAAAUAUCAAACCUGGCGCGCUGGCUUUAUAUGGACAGAAAGAAAGAAGAAGACUCCUUACACCUCCUACACCUAAUACCAAUUCCAAAAAUUUUUUUACCUUUUUACCAGACACACACCACACAUACUACUUAUACACACUGUCUUAUAUCGAACAGCAAACACGAAAAAACAUUAAUUACAAUAAUUGUAAACGGAACAAUACAUGAACAAAUUUCAAAAUUAUAUACAAAUUGUUAAAAUCUUGACUUAAACAAAUGAAAGAAUCUCUAUUUAUAAAAGUUGAAAUGUCCCCCAAAAACAAAAGUACAUAUAUAUAUAUUUACAUACACCAAUAAGAAUAAGCUAUAGCAAAAAUCUAUGCAAAACUAGAAGAAGAAGAAAGAAAUUAAAAUUUGUUAUUAAAAUAAUAAUAAUAAUAACAAUUUCUUAAUGCUAUUAAACAUGAUUUUUUCCCCAAAAAUCAGUAAUAUAAGAAAAAAAAACAUCAUGUUAUUUAAUUCAACUUUGUGACAGAAUUAAACAUUAAUACAAGCUUACUGCCCACCAAGGAAAAGGGCUAGCGAACAACUCAUAGAAAAAUGUCUGCUCCGAAAACAAAAAUGUUUGCUCAAAAAAUAAUUGUUGCCAAUAUUCCAAAAGGAAGGAAAUUUCGAACUUAUAGUAAUUUUAUAUGUGCCAACUUUUAUAAUUCUAUUUCAAAUUCAACACCAGUAUUUAAUUAAGUACUUCUUAUGAAAAACCCCCUUUUGUAAAGGCACGUAUUUUUUUUUUUGUUUUUUUUUUAUAGAAAAAUCUAAAAAAAUAUGAGUUUCUUUAACGUAUUUUACAAAAUAUAGAAACAUAUUAGCGUUAAUAAUCAUAACAUUUUUAUUUAUCACACAUAAAACAACAACAAAUGAUCUCAAUUUUUUUUUUACUUGGCAAACACAAUUACUCAUUAUAGAUAGAAUUUUAUGGGUGCUAUGUAUGACAAUGACACUAUAAUUCUUGAGGUUGGUAUUGUUUAACCCGUUUUAACACCACAACAUCUAUUUUCUAUAUUGAAUUUUAUGAUAUGUGACAAUUGAACAAAAACCCAUGGUUUGCCAAUAUGUGGCAUUCGAUAUUAGGGUUAUGUAAGGUUAGGUUGAAAAGAGGGUGCAGAUUAAUAUCUGCCGCCCAAUGCCACUAUGGACAUACACCUAAGCCAGUAAUCGGCUUGUUGUGUGCUCUAAAAACUUUAAAGUAACCUCUAAAAAGAAAAUUUUAAGUUAGGAACUCCGUGCUACUUACAAAAUCCUUAAUUAUUUUCAAUACCACUCUCCUAAGUUGGUUCAUGUCUAAUAUUGUAUCUCCCCUAAGUACCGGUAUCUGUUCGACGCGAAAGCCGUGAAAUGACAAAGGAAAUGCUUUAACGUCUCACCAUCUUCCCCGCAUGCCCUACACAUGCUGUCACUUGCCGCACCGAUUUUACACAAGUGAGCUCGUAGUCCUAUGUGUCUCGCUAUGAUACCAAUAGCUAUACUGACCACUUUCUUGCUUCCUUUCAGUAAUAGCCUCGUCUUCUCACGAUCUGGAUUCCCUCAUAGGAUUUUCGCCUUUCUACCGACCGUGAUGCAUGCGUAUUCAUCGCCCACUCCCUUAACACGGACUGCGUCGACCCGAAAAGCUUCGGGUUAACCAUGUUUAUUGGCGGCAAUCCUCUGGCCUUCACCGCCAAAUCGUCUGCCCUUUCAUUUCCCCUUACUCCGUUAUGGCCCGGCACCCAAAUGAUGCGGAUUUUCCCAUCCUCAGAGAAGGCAUUAAUCUCCUUCUUACACUGCAAGACUGUAUAUGCAAAAUUGCAAUUUUUGCCCAGGAACAGGGGCAAACUUGUCACAUAUCAAUGAGUGCAGUCCGAUUCAAGUUUAAGCUCAAUGAUAAGGGGCCUCCUUUUUAUAGCCGAGUCCGAACGGCGUGCCGCAGUGCGACGCCUCUUAAUUGCCAGCAUUAGGAGGGGAAACCCACCACUGAAAAUUUGUUCUGAUGGUUUCGCCAGGAUUCGAACCCAGGCGUUUAGCGUCAUAGGCGGACAUGCUAACCUCUGCGCUACGGUGGCCUCCACACCGCAAGACUAGAGGUCACGGUAAGGUCACGAACAGUCUUACACUGCAGGACUAUUCGUGACCUUACCGUCCUGGUUGUUAUUGCCCUUAUGGCAAUCUUACUGUCGUUAAAGAUGUUCACACUCGACGUCCUCGCGUUAGCACCACACCACUUUACGCAUUCCGUGAUUGCCCGGAUCUCCGUCUGCAGGACCGUAUUAUGGACAGGCAGUCUAAAACACAUCUCAGUUCCUGGGUUCUCAAUGUAAACCACCAGGCCCACUCUGUCCUCUAGCUUUGAUCCAUCCGUGUAACAUGAUGGCAAUACUAGGGUAAUACCGUGUAACAGAUGGCAAUACUAGGGUACCGUCAAUCCAAGACUGUGCCGAUGGCAGCAGUCGACGUCUAGGUUCAUCUCAGGUAUCCGAUCGGAAACCUCUACCCUUCCUUCCAGGUUUCCCAUCGUCGCCUCGAUUAUACAGCGAUGGUAUGAGCUGCUCCUAUCCUCAAUCCAUAUUCCCAUCGCCUUGAGUCUCAUAGCCGCAGUGGCUGCCUCACACUUAAUCUGUAUGUCAAUGGGUCGGGUAUCAAGAAUAGUCUCCAGUGCCCUAGUGGGCAUCGCCCCGCCCAUCCAACAUGUUCCCUGAACCUGUUGUAUGGUCCUUAUGUUGGACUUUUUCUCUAUAGCAGUCCACCAAACUACUGAGGCGUAAGAUAGUAUUGGUGUAAUCACGCUCCUGUGGAGCCAGCGGACUAUUCUAGGAUUCAGGUCCCAUAGUGCCCAACAUCUGUGUGCCUUCUCAGUAUGCUCAUGAAUGUGACAAUUUCAAUUCAGUUUCCUAUCCAAGAUCACUCCUAAGUAUUUGACCUUGUCAGAUGUCGAAAUCGUCUUAUUGAGGAAACGUGAUGCCUUCGCCUUCCUCGUGAACAGGCAUAUUUCAGUUUUCUCUGGGUUAACAUUGAGACCUCCGGGUGUAAUCCAGUCAUAUGCCAUAUGCAAGACCCUUUUGGCCCUUCUGCAGAGUUCGUUUGGAUCCUUACCCCCAAGAAGUAUUAUAACAUCGUCUAGCAGACGGGUUCAAAUCCCUCCUCAGUCAGCAUCCGUAAUAGGUCAUUUAUGGUGGUCACCCAAAGGAGUAGCGAUAGGUCUAUACUGCACGGAAUGGUGUAUAACGAAGGUUGCAGUUUAACUGCAAGAACGAUACACCUCCCGGCACUGGCCUGGCAAUAGUAGGGCUAGGAUGCUGUCGUUGCAUAAAUUGCCGUACGGGAGAGGUCGGGGGGUCACAUAGUCCGACGACGACGCUUGUGACCCAUUGCUGGCUAUGUUCGCACAGCACCUUGCGACAUAGUCAGUAUGACUAUACUCCCGUAGUGAAGUUAGGCCAGAGCAAGACCGGAAAUGUACCCACUCCAUGCACCGGUUACACCUCACCGACACCGACCGAUGAUGAAGGCGGUUCUGGCAAACUGAACAGAACCAGGGUCCGGGGUUCCUUUCAAUCCCGGCACGGACCAGAAGCGUGCGGAGAAGGCACUCCGGGAUGUGCCUCUCCCAUGACGAAAAAAGACGAACACGUACACUGAGGCGGCAGCUCUUGCCGAUGAGGAUUCCAUCGGGUCAAUCCGGUGCGUACAACCGGCUGCCAUGGGAUUGGGUACCAUCGUGAGCAUGCCUUCUUCUGGCCAGUCGCGCAGACAAGCCGAGCCUAAUCUCUUAUCAGCGUGCCGUCUUCAAUCUUAAUUACUUCAGCUGGUAACCCAUGGGUACUUGCAGCUUUGUUGUUCUUCAGCCGGGUAACUUCUACGUAGACCUCAUUCUGACUAGGAGGUAUAAAUUCUAUACCAUUAUCAGGGAUUUGUUAUUUUUUCUUCGCCGCCACUACCCGAUAUCAUGUGUAUGUGUAACAAGAUUUAUUCCUUUGCUUGAUAAAAUUUGUCGACUUCAUUCUUUACCCCCGAUAUCUCUACUACUACUUAGACUCACUAGCACCUCUGGACACCAUGGAUCCCUUUACAUAAGUUUUUGCUACCAAAGUAUAGAUUUUGCUGCUUCUUUCGAGCCAAUAUUUUGUCUUUUUGUAACAAUAUUGUCGGGACAAGGAGCAGUGUUACCGCUCAAGAAAAGUAGUUCCUACCAAAAUGUAAGAAAAAUCCUACCAAUCCCGACCUAAAUCUACCAAAUGUUUUACAAGCCAAAAAUAUGGUAUAUGUUUGUGUACACACCACCGCUAUUUUGUUAUUCCAUUUGCAACACAUCAAAUAAUAUUCUUUCAAACAUACAAAGUAUAGAUCGUCGUUUGAUGAAAUCACUCUAUUGCCUUAAAGUCAAAGAUAGCCUUUAUCAUGAUAUAGCACCAUUUAUACCUCAUCUCCUGAAAAGAAAUCUUGAGUUCAUAAAAGUCGUAUAUAUUUUUGCCCCGAUUUCAAUGAACAACUCUGCCAACUUUCUGGAUCUGUUCCCAGAAAGUUAUUGUAAAUUUUAUACACCCUACAGCAUCUGAGUGCGAAACAGAUCUAAACAUAUCUGUAUGCAGCUGCCAUAUAGCCUUAUUUUUCGAUUAAAGGCGAAAGGUGAAUUUUUAACGCACAAAAGCCGCAUUUCUUUUCCCAUUUCCCAGAAUUUACGAAAUUUGGAAGAGAUCCCUUAGUACUUGUACCAGUUAUUGUCAAUAUCAGAACUUACGCCCUUUUUUAAAUUUAAAGCAGUGAGAGGCCAUGCAUCAAUAUUUGGCCCUCAAAAUCAAUGGUUUUAUUCUGUACUUUUAACGAAUACACACACAGAAAAAUAUAAUUUUUAAAAAAAAAAACUUCUGUCGAAAAAGCGACGACGAAAUUUGUUAACUUUCCAGCAACAAUUUAUUUUGAAUUUCAACGACCCAACGUACAAAUUUGUUGCUGAAAGGCACUCCUUGCAAGCCAACAUACAAAAACAACAAUAAUAUGGCUUUGCUGCCCUACUUCAUUGUGGUGAUGUUUUGUUUUUUCUUUUUUUCGGCUCGUGCUGCUUGUCUUGUUCGUUUAAUCCUUUCCUCUCUGGUUAUUUUCUCUAUCAUUCUUUCUACGCAUGAUUUGCACGCAUCGUCUAGCCUAUCGACAUCACUUUAUUCAGGAUGAAAUAACGCAAUAAGCAUUUCAAAUUUGACCGGACGGGGGAUUCGAACAUGGGUUUGCAAGUACUUAAAGGCAUGGGAUUCUUGUGUGCCACAUGGUACGCGCAUUUUAACAACUAACUCAACAAAAGAAUUUGUGGAAAAACCACAAAAUUUCUAUCAUAUUGUCUGCCAAGUCUCUGUAAACCUACUUCAACAUAUAGUCUUCAAUUCAAUUCUAAAAUUUUUUGAGAUUUUAAAGUUUCACCUACAAAUUCGGUAGUUGAUUUUUUCUGUGCAGAAUCGACAAGAAAUGAAACAAUUUUGAGUUACCCCGGCAAGUUGUUCAGUUAUUAACUUGGUAUUUAUAUGUUGGAAAAAUCUACCAAAAAUUGAGGCCAAUCUACCAAAUCUAUUAAUUUCGGUAGGAAUCUACCAAAAACGUCAACACUGACAAGGAGUUUUUUCUUCACAUAGUUUUAAAGUCGAUCGAGUGGAGUAUACCGAUAUAAUAUGCUGCAAUUCUCAAAAACAUCAAAUUUGCGUGUUGCAUUAUAUCGCUUAAGCAGACAAGUGCGAAACUUUUUUGCUAUAAGACAAUGGUCAAGGGUGCGAAGUCGGAAUGGGGUUCGGAUUUAGAAUUGGCAAUGAUAUGCAUCAUAGUUAGUACCUCUAAUUGAUUGUACGUCCAACAAACUGGCUGAAUGACUGCCGUUGUUAUAGCCACAUAUUCGCAUUUGAGUAUAGCGAUCCUAGGCCAAUCACUUUAGGUCGUUCCGGUGUACUGUACCGAUCGCAAUGGUGAAUGCUUUGAUCUAGUUACAGCCCCUUGGCCCUAUGUCAAGGUGACGAAAUCUAGUGCAAUUUCCUUCGAUAUUUUUGCAGUGGCGAAAUCUAUUAGCCCUAUUUUGUUAUCGUUGUUGUUGUUGUAGCAGUGUGCUAUAUACUGUGGCGGCAGUCCUUGCCGAUGAAGAACUCCAUCGGGUCAAUUCGGAACGUACAACCGGCUGCCAUGGGAUUGAUUUUGUUAUUGUAUGUUAUUCGUGUAGUCGACCUUUUCCAAAGUCGAUCAAUGGUCCUAAGAUCUCUUGAGUCUCGUAAUAUAUAUAUCUUUGGUCUGUUCGCGAUUGAUGCAUGAGCUCGACUCUCAUUUACCUGAGAGAAACUGAAGAUAGAGUUUUUAAGCCUCCGACUGACUUUGUAUUCUCAGACAACCUUAUGUUUGGUUUACAGUGUGUCUUUCCAGUAAUAUUGAUCUUAUAUAGUCUUGUAAACAAACCUAUAGAGAUUACGGACAAAAGGUAGAGAUUCGUGCGAUAUUUAUCCAUAGGUUCAUUCACUAUGUUUUUGGCUCUUGAGGGUGAGCUACUAACCCGACACCUCAUCCUAGUAUGGGGGCUGCCAGCCAAUCCGUCUUGGUAGGGUGCCUUCUCACAUUAGCUACCAACCAACGGUUGUUAGUUUGCUUUGUCAAGGUGGUCGAAAUUAGUGCCCUUGUUGACUAUUUCCAAUACUGAAACGGUUCCGGAUAUUCCGAAGUAAAUGAGCAACAGAAAGCUUAUGACAACGAAAUAUGCACAUGCGAAAGGCCCCAUCCUCUUAUUGAUUAGUAAAGCCAACCUCAAAAUUUUCGACCAACUCUUGCGUUCAUGGUGUUCAACACAUAGCAGUAUACAACCACACCCACCCGCAAUUGGUGCCCACUAUUUUGUUAGGUUUUUUAAACAAUUAGCAUUGUCAUUAAAACACGUAGCAGAAUUUUUUGUUAUAAUUAAUUAGAACAAUUAUAUAAAACAAAUACUUAGUAAUUAUUGUUUUUUAGUUCAACACAAACAAAUAGAAAAUGCAUUAGUAAUUAUUUAUAUACAUAAACUAUAUAAAUAUAUAAUUAAUUAUAUAUGUAUAUGUUUGUAUGCAUAUGCAUUCA